Molecule: messenger RNA, 1032 nt
Organism: Phycodurus eques (leafy seadragon)
Lineage: Eukaryota; Metazoa; Chordata; Actinopteri; Syngnathiformes; Syngnathidae
Gene: ccdc32
Product: coiled-coil domain containing 32
Exons: 4
Coding region: 145-729 (194 amino acids)
Biological process (GO): cilium organization
Source: RefSeq, a predicted model, not a curated record
UGAAGCUAGUCCAUCAUGGAGACAGUAAGCUCCUAAAGCGGAUCUUUUUUGUUAAUAAAAAAUAGAUAAGCAGAGGAAAUAGGCGACCUAUUAAAUAUUUACAUUAAGAUUCUGACGUCUAUUCACAUAACAGACUGCAAGAGAAUGAUUGACGACUUCGAGAAACAGGAGGUUCGGAGCAGCGGGGAGCUCUGGUCCCAAAUUUGUGGUCCCAGCCUGCCGGAGAUCCAAGCAGAGACAUCCCGGGACAACAGUUCCGACUUUCAGGACUCUUUUCAGCCGGCGGGAGGGCAGGGCAAUGGCCAAUCUAACGGGACAAACACCACCGGUUUGUCCUGUGCUCAGUGGGAACCCAUGGAGGAUUCCGAGACCUACAUUGCCAGUUUAGAGAAUCGACUGAAGCGGCUCAAGGGACAGUCCAGCGACAUCACCUCCAGGGACAUGCUGCGUUCCUUGUCUCAAGCCAAGAAGGAGUGCUGGGAUAGAUUCCUGCACGAUGCUCAGACCUCCGAGCUCUUCCAAAGCAGCGACAUGGAUGAGAGUGCUGUUGAACACUUGAAGAGGUGGCUGGUUCCAGAGAAGGUGGCCAUCAGCGCGGAGGAGCUGGAAUAUCUGCUGAGGCCAUCUCAGACCAAGGAGCCCACCCAAGUGGAGGAGCAGGCAGGACACGGGGACGCAGAGGAAGAGCGUUACAAUGCUGAGAAUGAGGCUCAGAGCCCUGAGAAAUGACACUGAAACACUUAAAAGAAGAAAAAAUUACAGCAUCAGGCAUUUUCCUGUUUGUUAGUCAUCUUUUUUGUUUGUGCCAUUUGUAUGUAUAUAUAUAUAUGUUUUAACCACAGGAGUUAAUGAUGCUUUAUCUGUCACAUUGAAUGCUCUACCUAUAGAAAUGCUAAUGAAGGGCCACAUGCAGUAUAAAAAUGUAGAUGCUUAAAUUCAUGUAAAAAUGCAUUCUUUCGAAGGUGAAUCGACAUGUUCAUGUUUACCCCACAUCAUAAUGAUGUUUGAGCCAUGUUUUCAAUAAAAGAUUUA